CGGCGGCACCGGGUACGAGGGGAACGGGGGGGCCCCGGCCCCGGCCCCUCCCCACAGCCGCGCUGUGUCCGUGUGCGCCGUCCCGGGGCUGCAGGGGCGGGUCGCCCCGAGCGCUGCGGCCCCGCCGGCACCGUGCGCGCUGCCCUGGCGCUGCUCGUGCUGUGCCGCCCUGCCGAGCCCUGGUACCGGCAGGCGGCUCGGCCCCGCCACUACUCGGUGGGCAGAGCCUCGGGUUUGCUCUCCAGCCUCCGCCGCUCCCCCGCCGCUCCGACACCGACGGCUCUUCCGAGCCCGGCGCCGCCCCGCUUGGCCCGCGCGCUCCGCGCCACCUUGCUGUGCGUGACGGAUGUGGCCCCCGAGCCGCGGAGCUGCCGGGCGCUGCCGGGAGUGCCCCGAGCUCUCCGGUGCAGGGCGGAUGUGAGCGUGUCCUGGGACCCUGUGGAGUGUGCGGUGUCCUGAGCCAGCGCUGGUGGCACUGGGGAAACAAUAAACGUGCCUGGGCUGGC
This is a messenger RNA of Neopelma chrysocephalum (saffron-crested tyrant-manakin), 506 nucleotides long. It is a transcript of the gene NPB, whose product is annotated as neuropeptide B. NCBI's taxonomy places the organism in Eukaryota, Metazoa, Chordata, Aves, Passeriformes, Pipridae. The annotation marks the transcript as partial. Gene Ontology annotation, molecular function: G protein-coupled receptor binding. The record is from RefSeq and is a predicted model, not a curated record. Gene Ontology annotation, biological process: G protein-coupled receptor signaling pathway; feeding behavior. The transcript is spliced from 2 exons.